GUUCCAAGCCCCCGCUCCUUGAAAGAUGUUUCCCGCCAACCCAACUUGACCGAAACCUCGGUCCGGCCUGGUCGCCAUGACCUCGCGCUACAACGCAGUCGACCUCACGCACGACUCCUCGUCGGAGGAUGAAGGCAGGCGCAGGGCUCGCGGCCGGCAAGCUGCGCCGCGGCCUGGCCAGGCAGCGCGAGCGCGGUCUGCGCCGCGGCUGCACAGCGGCGCUGUUCUGAUCAACCAGCAGCAAGGCGGUAGCAGUAAUGAUAAGCGGCCGCGGCUAUCGGGCGCGUCCGCGGGGCCAUCGCACUUGGCCAGGUCAACGGGGGGUGUCACGGCCGUUGACCGCGACGGCCGCGUCGAGGUGCUCCUAUGCGACAGCAGCGGCGACAGCGACGUGGAGGACAUCAGCGCGGAGGAGUUCAGGCUGUCGGUGUUUGGGCCGGUCCGCGCCGUGGAGACUGGAGGUGCGGCGGCAGAGGCGGCUGGCACUGCCGCCGCAUCUGGGUCAGGGCCGCUGGCGGCAGCGGCAGCGGCAUUUGCACAUGUGGCAGCAGCAGGGGCCGGGCCUGAGGACGCAGAUGAGGUGCUGAUCACGGCGACUGUGGGACAGGUGUCGACACUGCUGGACCUGCCACACAGCCGACCCGACUGCGCCGCCCACCGCUUUCAGCCGCCGGGAGCGGGACUCGCAGCUGCAGCGGCAGCCAGCGCAGCGAACGCAAAUGCCGCCCACUGCCCGCAGUGCUACUGCUACGUGUGCGACGUCAAGGCGCCGGAGUGUGUCUACUGGGGAACAGGCCUAAGCGCUGCAGACCACGCUAACGCCCACGGCGCCAACAAGUCGUGGGCGCGGCUGCGGCUCCGCCUCCGCAGCCUGCCGCCGGCCGGACGCCAGUCGUUGCUCGCAGCCAUUGCCGCGCCGCGCGGCAGCGUACGCAUUCAAGCGAGGGCCGUGGUACGCCUGGUACCUGAGGAGGCAAGGCCAGCUGGAACGGCGGCUCCUACGGCAGCAGCAGCGGUGGCACCAGCGGUACCGCUGAUGGCAGCCACAGCAGCAAGCACGGCUCCCGCGGCUGCGGCUGCGGUUGCAGCACGGCCAAUGGCGGGCGCGGGCCCUGCAGCGGCUGCGGCUGGAACUGCAGCGACAGGACGUGUGCUGCAGGCGAUGGCACAUGGCAACAACAGGGCUGCAGCUGCCCCGGCGGCAGUGCCCUGGGUGCCGGUCACAGGUGUGCUCGCUCCGGGCGGGCAGCCCCUCCCACUGGCCAAGCAGCGUCAGCAGCCGGCUGCACCGGAGGUUCCGGCGUACGGCGCGGCUGCGGCCGCGGCUGCAGCGGCGACGGCGGCAGUAGCGCCUGCUGCUGGUGGUGGUGGUUGUGGUGGUGGCGCCGGUACUUCUGCAGUGGGGGUGGUGCGACCAAGAGCGCCAGCAGGGGCGGCGCGUGUGCGGCCUCCAAGUGCGGGCAUGACUGGUGGCGCCAGCGGUGCUGCGGUGCCUGCCGCGGCGGCAAUGCCUAUGCCACAGGCACAGCUGCCGCAGCAGCCGCGCCAAUACCAGCACAUGCAACAAAAGUACCAGCAACAGCAACAGCAGCAGCAACAGCAGAUGCAAAUGCAGCAAUACUUCCAGCAACAACAGGUGAGGCUGCGGCAACAGUACCAGCAACAGCAACAACAGCUGCUGCUGCUGCAGCCGCCACCGCAUCAACAGCAGCUGCAGCAACUGCAGCUGCAGCUGGAGCAACAGUACCAGCAACAGCAGCAGCGUCUGCAGCAAGAGUACCAGCACCAUCAACAGCAACUGCAGCCACAGUACCAACAACAGCAGCAACAGCAACAGCCACUGCAGCAACCGCCAUCGCUGCAACCGCCACCGGUACAGGCCCACCUGCAGCAACAGCCGCCGCGGCCGCCGCUACAGUCACCACAGCCGCCGCUGCAGCCACAGCAGCAGCAGCAGCAACAGCUGCCACCACCGCAACAGCAGCAGCAGCUCCCCCUACAGCCGCCACCACCGCAGCAGCAGCGGCAGGAGUACGAGCUGCACCUCCAACAGCACAUUGAGCAGCAGUGGCUGCAGGAGCAAGGGGAGGAAGAGGUCCAGCCAGAGCGGCUACUGGAACAGCGGGUGUGGAUCCAGGAGCAGCUGGAGGCGGAGAGACUACAGAGGCAGGCCAACGUGCUGCAGCAGCGCCGGGAGCAACAGCGCCAGCAGCGCAACGCCAAGAGGCGUGAGACGCGCCGGCUGCAGCGAGAGCAGGAGCAGCAGCAAGAGCGGGAGCAGCUGAUUGCGUGGCACGAAUGGCGGGAGCAGCGGCAGCAAGAGGUCCUGAUGGAGCACCAGCGCGAGCUGGAGCAGCAGCGACAGCAGCAAGAGCAGUAGCAGGAAAUGCGGAAGCA
This is a messenger RNA of Chlamydomonas reinhardtii, 2397 nucleotides long. RefSeq lists its product as uncharacterized. Lineage: Eukaryota; Viridiplantae; Chlorophyta; Chlorophyceae; Chlamydomonadales; Chlamydomonadaceae. The record is from RefSeq and is a predicted model, not a curated record. The coding region runs from base 77 to 2380 and encodes 767 amino acids. The transcript is spliced from 4 exons.